AUGUUCUGGCUUCCGCACUCCAAGCUCCUCUAUAUCCCUACUACGGCCCUCAUCUCGCUAUCAACCGUGGCCUGGAUUGACCUCAUCGAUUACUUCUUCGCUUACGGCAAAGCCAAAAGGCCCUCAACAGUUGCUCUCCCAUCCCCGCCCGACACCGCUCACCUGCGCUCGAGCCUCCGCUACAACAUUGUCACCACCACGAAGUGCUCAACCACGAUACUUCCCCCUCGCCAUACCAACAUGGCUCCUAACAUAGCGGUGGAGGCACCUACCUUCCACUCCCUCAACAAGGCGCAGAAGCGCGCUCUCAUGCUCCGCGAUCAGCUCCGCUGGACUGACAUCCCUCACCUCAACGAAUUCAUAUGCGGGCUCUCUGACAACGAGCCGCCCGCCUAUAAGCGCAUCAAUGGCGCUGUGUAUCCUCCACUCGUCAUGGUGACUCUCCGCCCCUCCGCCACACGCUACGACCUGGGCAAUGUUCACUUCGACACCGCCAGCGACCAGGGCCCGGCGGGUAUCUACCGCGCCUACCUGACAGUCGAAGAUGACACGUUUGAGCUGCGCACGGAAGAUGCUUUGAAGCCCGAUGAAGCGAACUUGGAGACUGUGCCGAUUCACAGCUUCAUUGCGAAGACGAUGGUAGGCCUGUUUGAGGCGAAGUUCAGGACGAUUUGGGAGAGGAAGAAUAAGAUCAAUGAGCUUAGGCGGAGUGCGUUUGAGAUUGCGAGUAAAGCUCCGGUUGAAGAGGCGUUUCGGGUUGGGCAGGUGAGAUUGUUCUCUUUUGGAUUCUUGGUCUUUGACAUUUUGAAGAAAGCCAAGAAGCGUCGUCCCGGCGAACCCAUCUCCAAACACUCCACCAACAAGCGCAAACACAUCGGCCUCAACACCAUCCCCGAAGACGCCAAAACCGCCACCUUCAACGCCAUCCCCACUACCAUCAAAGUCGACCUCUUCAACAACGUCAUCAGAACCGCCUUCCCCAACUUCGACAACCUGAUGAUGGCCAGCUGGAACGUCGUCUCCGUGUACUCCAACGUCGGGACCGACUUCCCCGAACUGCACAAGAGCAUUGUGGAGCUCAAGAGCGUGCUGCAGGACUUUGAAGAGAGCUUUGGCGUCAAGGGUAAGCGGGAGGACGCGAGGUAUAGACGGGAUUUGGAGCCAGCGAUGAGGCAGAGUGAGGAUGAGAGAGAGACGAGACCUACGCCUACACCUGAUGUAGCGCAACAUGACGGCAGCGAUGAAGCCCCCGCUACUCCAAACGGCAACCAAGACCUCGACGUCUCACAUGAGCAGCAGAACACACUCGAUGCGCUCUUCGAAGAUCCCGAGCCCGAGCCCGAACCAGAGGCAGAGGCCGAGCGAGACAUGCCCCCUCCACGCCUCACCCAGCACCGCCACGCCUCCUCCGACGCAGAACAACCCAUCUCCCACCGCACCAGCGCCGCUCCUCGCCUCCCCUCCAACGACGCGGAAGACCCGGUCUCUCAUCGAACCAGCGCCGUCCCCAUCUUCCCCGCCAGCACUCGUUCAUCCCCCGCCCUCCCCAAGCGCAAGCGCGACCUCAGCUCCGACUCGCACGAACUCCAGCGCCGCCGCGACGAGUACCGCACCGCCGCGCAGGCCCCGCAGGAAUCCAGCGACUCGGAUGACGACCAGAUUCCCCCCUCGGCUCCCAAACCCAAGUCCGCCAUCGCCCUGCGCGCGCGCUACAAUGCGCGCAAAACAGAGCUGCUCAGGACGUUUGGCUCGAAUGCAAAUGUCCCGCAGGUGUAUCGGCUGCAGAUGCAGGGGCUUAUGAAGGAGAUUCGGGCGAGGGAGAUGAAGGAGAAGGAGGAAGCGGACGGGGUGGAAGAAGGUGAGGGGGGCGCGGUUGGUGAGGUUGAAGAAGGCGGUGGUGGUAGGGGGGAGAAUACGGGGAUGCCAAAGUUCCUUGGAAACUCGGUGCUAGGGGGUAGGAAGCCGCUGGGCAUGGCGCCGGUUGCGCCGAUGGCGCAUAUGGCUGCUGGUGCGGGAGGGGUUUUGAGGCGGGAGAGUGGUGGGGCGGAGAGGAAGAAGGAUUAA
This is a messenger RNA of Parastagonospora nodorum SN15, 2064 nucleotides long. RefSeq lists its product as hypothetical. Lineage: Eukaryota; Fungi; Ascomycota; Dothideomycetes; Pleosporales; Phaeosphaeriaceae. The record is from RefSeq and is a predicted model, not a curated record. The coding region runs from base 1 to 2064 and encodes 687 amino acids. The transcript is spliced from 3 exons.